This is a messenger RNA of Cimex lectularius (bed bug), 2368 nucleotides long. Its product is annotated as hemicentin-1-like. The coding region runs from base 1 to 2109 and encodes 702 amino acids. The record is from RefSeq and is a predicted model, not a curated record. The transcript has 13 exons. NCBI's taxonomy places the organism in Eukaryota, Metazoa, Arthropoda, Insecta, Hemiptera, Cimicidae.
AUGGACGCCGUGCUUUUUGUCAAGACGGAGAAAAUGAGUGGAUCCUCGGUUUCAGGUCUCGUGAAAGAAGAACACAACAAUACAAAAAAUCUGAAAGAAUUCAGGCAAUAUAAACAUAAAAAUCGAUUGCCUCCUCACCAAUUACUGGUCUUCGACAACUCUGGACGGGAGUUGGUGAACAGUGUCGGCCCCCUCACUGAGGAUUCAGAUCUCCAUUUGACCUGUGAAGUCCGAGGAGGCGAGCCUAGGCCCACCGUGUCGUGGUUCGUGAACGAAAAACUCGUCGAGGCGAGCGACUACACGGAAGGCAACAACCUCGUCAUCAACAAGCUGACUGUGCCCAGUCUCAAACGUCACCACCUAAACACAACCUACAAGUGUCAAGCCAGUAACACUAAGUUAAUGACGCCGACAGAGAAGACUGUCAGGCUGGAAAUGUUCCUGAAGCCAUUAGAAGUACACUUGUUGAAUAAACGAAGUAGCCUAAUUGCGGACCAAGAAUACAGCCUGACUUGCCAAAGCAGUGGCUCGAGGCCACAAGCUGAGCUGACCUGGCUGCGAGAAAACAGAAAAUUCAGGAGAGGAAAGGUGGAAACGUGGUCCAACGAAUCUGUUGUCACCAGCGCCGUCAUCUUCUCCCCCGCUCCUGAGGACGAUGGGCAUAUUCUCAAAUGCCAAGCUUUAAAUCCGAGUAUUCCAUCUGCACCUAUCGAAGACAGCAUCACUCUCAACGUUGUCUAUGCACCGUUGGUCUCACUUCAGCUGGGUACGUCUUUGAAGCCGCACCAGAUCAAAGAAGGAGACGAUGUUUAUUUCGAAUGCAACGUCAGGGCGAACCCAAGGCAGCACAAAAUCAACUGGUUUCACAAUGGGGAACCGGUCACUCAAAACAUGUCGACUGGAGUACUGUUCAGCACCCAGAGCCUUGUACUUCAAGGAGUGACGAGGCAGAACGGAGGACGUUACACGUGCGUAGCGUCGAACACGCGCGGCCAAACGUCCAGCCAACCGGUCAACCUGAGGAUACAGUAUGCGCCAGUCUGCAGCGUCAGCGAGCCAUUGAUUGUCGGUGCUUCUUUAGAAGAAGCAGUGAGAGUGCGUUGCAUGGUUUCAGCAGAUCCGGCUGAUCUGACCUUCCUCUGGCAGUUCAACAACAGUGGUGAAAGUUUCCCAGUCGCCCCUGCUAGGUAUGCCACAGCAAAUGAAACUAUGAGCGAGCUCGUCUAUACGCCGACAUCAGAGCGAGAUUACGGCACGUUGGCAUGCUGGGCUACAAAUAGCAUUGGGAGACAAGCUGAUCCAUGCACUUUUCAAGUAGUGCCAGCAACUAAACCAGGACCUCUACACAAUUGUACACUAAGAUCUACAGUCAAUACCACUGGUGACUGGCUCGAGGUUGAAUGCAUUGCUGGUUUUGACGGAGGACUUAAACAAACUUUUCAUCUGGAAGCCCUCGACUCAGUUACAUCCAAGUACUGCUUGAACGUCAGCAAUAACGAAGGGCCCUUUUUUAGAGUUGAACUUGCUGCCCUUGCAAACGGCCAUCCUGGAACUAUUCAGUUAGUUAUAUACGCUGUGAAUCAAAAAGGACGCAGCGAACUUGUAGUACUUGAAGACAUAGCAAUCAGGGAUGCAGAGAAAAGGACUGAAUGGGUUGCAGGGAGUCAUUCACUCGGCGCUGGAUCUUUAGCGGCGCUUUUGGUCGGCGGAUUCCUCAGUGUCGCUGCUAUCCUCCUAUUAGUCACCAUUUAUGCACUCCGUAGACGUACAUAUAGAAUGCAGCAUACUUCACCCACACCAACGAAACAAAUUGAAAUCACUCAAGGGGAUGAUCAGAGAUAUGUGGUCUCAUAUCAAUUGAAACCAGAAACAAAGCAGCCUGACAUACUCCAUAGAGUUACAGAUGAACCUUUAGAGCGAGACAUUCCUCCAGUCACAUACAGUGGGCCCGGUGUCACAGCAACAUUUAUGUCUCCUUGCAGCAGCCCUGCUGAAUGUUCUAUUCCUAUAAGCCCUUCACUUCAGACAGCACCUACUCACAACGGCGUUCUCAAUAGCGCACAACACAUACUUUCCAAUUCGAUACCUGGUCCAGAAAGUUGUGUGUGAAUUAACAUUUACACUGUGUGUAAUUAUAAAAAAAAUUUAACGAAAAAAUAUAUAUUUCCCUUGUGUUUCCAUGUAAACCAAAAUGUAUGAGAUACUGUAUAUUUAUGUUCAUAGAGGUAAGAUGGUAAGUUACAAUAAUAUUGUGCUAUUGUAAGAAAUAUGUCAAACAGUGCAGCAUAAACGUGCACUGUGAUAUAUUGUAUUCACAAAUUGUAAAUACAUUAAAUUAAUAAAUUAUUAAUUUGUAAUUAAUUCAAAU